AUGAUGGGACUCACAAAGUGGGUCUUCCUGGUUCUGAUUAUCAUUCAGUUUAUCUUGGGAAUGCUGGGCAAUGGCUUCAUUGGAUUGGUCAAUGGUAUCAGCUGGUUCAAGAACAAGAGACUCUCUUUGUUGGACUUCAUCAUCACUCUCCUGGCUCUUUCUAGGAUUAUCAUCCUCUGUAUUCUCCUGACUGAUGAGAUUUUGUUAUUAUUUUUUUAUAAAACACGUGAAAAUGCAAUAGUGAUGCAGUUUAUUGAUAUUUUCUGGACAUUUGCAAACCAUCUGAGUAUUUGGUUUGCCACCUGCCUCAGUGUUUUCUAUUGCCUAAAAAUCGCCAAUUUCUCCAGCCCUACAUUCCUCUGGUUCAAGUGGAGAGUGUCCAGGAUAGUUGUGGGGAUGCUUCUAGGUGCAGUGCUCCUAUCGUGUGCCUCUACCAUGUCUCUGAUCCAUGAAUUUAAGGUUCAUGCUCUUACCAGUGGAAUUAGUCAUGCAGGGAAUGCAUCUGAGCACUUCAAAAUGAAAAACAUUUAUAAACUGGUCCACAUUCUUGCAAAUCUGUGGGACCUCCCUCCCCUAAUAGUGUCUCUAGUCUCCUACUUUCUGCUCUUCCUCUCCCUGGGGAGGCACAUUCGGCAGAUGCAACAUAUUUGUAGCAGCCCCAGAGAUACAACCAGUGAGGCCCACAAGAAGGUCAUAAAAACCACCCUCUCUUUCUUCUUUCUCUUCCUGCUUUAUUAUAUUUCUUUCCUAAUUGCAUAUUCCAGUUCUUUCCUACCAGGGGCAGAAAUGACUGAAAUGGUUGGAGAUAUAAUUAUAAUGUUUUAUCCUGCUGGCCACUCAGUUAUUCUCAUUAUGGGCAACAACAAACUGAAACAGACAUUUGUAGAGAUCUGGUGUAAACUUGGUCCCCAGAAGGCUGGUUCCAAGAGAUCCAUCAUUCUCUCGAUGGGCAGAGGAUGGAACAGGUAUCCUGAGACUCCUUUGGACUGA
Molecule: messenger RNA, 990 nt
Organism: Suncus etruscus (white-toothed pygmy shrew)
Lineage: Eukaryota; Metazoa; Chordata; Mammalia; Eulipotyphla; Soricidae
Product: taste receptor type 2 member 3-like
Exons: 1
Coding region: 1-990 (329 amino acids)
Biological process (GO): detection of chemical stimulus involved in sensory perception of bitter taste; sensory perception of taste; G protein-coupled receptor signaling pathway
Cellular component (GO): membrane
Molecular function (GO): G protein-coupled receptor activity; bitter taste receptor activity
Source: RefSeq, a predicted model, not a curated record